ACUCAUCAUAGAGCUCCAGUUGCCGCGUGACCGCUGUAACCGCUGGACAGCCGUCAAAAUCAUAAACGUAAAACUAUCCACCAAGAACUUGGGUAACAAUGGAGCCAUCAAGUGUAUUGAUCAACACUGGAAAUAUAUUGUCUUUCAAUGAAUUGAAGUUAAAAGUGGGACAAAAUACCAACGAGGAGCUUGUCGAAGCGUUGAAGAUUACUUUGAGGGAAUCGCAGGCGAAAAAUCACGCUGCAAACGCUACCAACGGAACUGACCCUACAACUCUCGAAGACCGGAAGGAGUUGAAGAUCACAGUGAAGAUAUUUAUGCCCUCAGCAGAUCCAGACUUGUUAAAAAAGGCCAUAGAUGAAAGUUUCAAAAUUUUCGAUACAGACCGCAUCGAAACAUUGAUAUUGGCAUAUGGAGAAGCUAAAAACACUGAGAGUGAACUGGCACAGCUUCAGAGACUCUGGCCUGUCGUUGAAACAUAUGUCAAUGAUGGGAAAAUCUGCCAUGUUGGAUUCAGCAACGUUGAUACCGAACUUUUUAUCAAAUUGUACGAGUGGGCCACUGUCCGACCAAGCAUCGUGCAAAUAAAUCUCGCCUCUUGCUGUGUGGUUCCACCAGCCCUCCAAACAUUUACGAAAGAGCACGAUGUGCAGUUGUUGACACACAACGAUCCAUAUCAACUUCUGGGUAAAGAUUCGUUGGCCGACGUCGUCGGGGCUCCUGCUAAACUUCAGUGGGUCGUUAAAUACCAAGUGCACGUUAAAUGUCGAGGUGUUUUAACUGUUAAAGGAUAUCUAGUACAAUAUGAAAAAUGAUAUGUAUUAAAAUACUUAAAUACCCUUAUUAUUUUGAUUUUUUUACACUAUAGAUUGAACUUAUUUUUUGAGAAUGCGCUGCCGUUCGCCCUUUUUUAAUGAUUGUUGUUGAUUAAUUUGCCAGUAGCACAGCCAUUUUUAUGGAAAUUGAGAUUGUUUUUCUUUUUAGUCAUAAAUAUUACAAAUAACACAAACAAUGCUCGAAAAGUAUUGUACAUUAAUUAUGUAUUAUAAUGCCCGAAGGAAUUUUUGCUUAGUAAAUUAAAAACAAACCAUUCAACAAAAA
Molecule: messenger RNA, 1101 nt
Organism: Diachasmimorpha longicaudata
Lineage: Eukaryota; Metazoa; Arthropoda; Insecta; Hymenoptera; Braconidae
Gene: Gclm
Product: glutamate--cysteine ligase regulatory subunit
Exons: 6
Coding region: 99-815 (238 amino acids)
Biological process (GO): glutathione biosynthetic process
Cellular component (GO): glutamate-cysteine ligase complex
Molecular function (GO): enzyme regulator activity; glutamate-cysteine ligase catalytic subunit binding
Source: RefSeq, a predicted model, not a curated record